Molecule: messenger RNA, 3518 nt
Organism: Zerene cesonia (dogface butterfly)
Lineage: Eukaryota; Metazoa; Arthropoda; Insecta; Lepidoptera; Pieridae
Gene: DnaJ-17
Product: dnaJ homolog subfamily C member 11
Exons: 13
Coding region: 67-1779 (570 amino acids)
Biological process (GO): cristae formation
Source: RefSeq, a predicted model, not a curated record
GGUGUCAGUGCGGCUCGGAAAUUUAUCAGUUAUUUAUUUUUUAGAUGUUUUAAGAUAUUUUAAAGGAUGGAAGAAGACGGGGACAGUCUUUUAAUCGAAGACAAUUAUUACCAAUUAUUAAAUGUAUCUAAAACGGCAACUCCAGAAGAAAUAAAUAGUGCUUACAGAAGAUGUUCGCGCAUGUUCCACCCUGAUAAACAUAGCACUGAUCCCAAUAAACAAAAAUGGGCUGAACAAAUAUUUAAUAAAGUCAAGGAAGCGUAUGAAGUUCUUUCUGACUCUCACAAGAGAGCAAUUUAUGAUACAUUAGGUAAGAGAGGUUUGGAAGUAGAUGGAUGGGAAGUUAUAUUUCGUACUAGAACUCCUAGGGAAAUUAGGGAAGAAUAUGAAAGGCUUAAACGUGAAAGAGAAGAAAGGAGGCUACAGCAAAGUGCAAAUCCCCGAGGCACAAUAACAAUGUCCAUAAAUGCUACAGAUAUGUUUACAAAAUAUUAUGAUGAGGAUGAACCAUCAAUUAUACCGAGCAUUGAAGUGUCUGGAAUGACUAUCCAGCAAUCUAUAGAUGCACCAGUGACUCUUAGAAAUACUGUCACCUUAUCAGGCAAUAUAUCUACCCAAAAUGGUAUAGGAACUGGUUCUGUGAAUAUAUCAAACCGCCACUUAAGCUCCGAGAGAGGAUGGACAGAAUUCGAGUGUGGGAUCGGCAACGGCCCAGUGUUGGGAUUUAAAAUAUUCCGCACCAUAUCCAGACUUAUGUUUGUGAACUGUGGCACCGGUCUACAGUUCACACCGCGUGGAAUUGUACCUAGUCUAGUAUCAACCAUGGCUUUACAAUUAGAUGCACAUUCAGUGGGUUACCUCACAUACAGAGUGGGUGGUCAAGGAGGAUCAUCAAUGACUUCUACAUAUGUACGAGACUCGGAAAAAUAUCAUUUGAAUGCAGCUGUUCAAAUUGGAAAUCCACACUCUUUCAUAUCUCUCAAUAUUAUGCAGAAGUUACCCCAACAUGACUUGAAAUUGAGGCUGGCCUUGAAGUUCGGAACGUUCGGAGCGAUAGCGGAGUAUGGGGCGGAGAAGAAAGUGUCGCAGAAUAGCAGCGUGUCCGCCGCUGUGAUGCUCGGUGUGCCUAGCGGGGUCAUGCUCAAACUUAAGUGGUCAUGCGCUUCCCAAACAAUAGUGGUGCCAAUACACUUGUGCGAGGAAGUGAUUCCGGCGCCGGUGUUCUACGCGACUGUAGUGCCCGUUGUAUCUUGGCUGAUGCUGAAGAAGCUCAUCCUGGAUCCCAUUACGAGGGAAAAACAGGAGAGGGACAGGCAGAGAUCCUUGGAGGCUAACUUUGAAAGGUUGCAAGAGAUGCAAAGACAAGCCAGGGCGACGGUAGAACUGAUGAGAGAGACAUAUUCGAGAAAUCGAGGCGAUGAAGAAAAGAAAAAGGGUCUUGUUAUUAUUAAAGCUUUGUAUGGAAAAUUGCCUUCAGGUGCUUCACAACACGAGACGGGUGAGGAAGGGAUAGGUGAUGGAGCCGCUGAGUCUCCAAGCGCAUACAGUGAAGUGAUCGACGUUACAAUACCGCUGCAGUGUUUGGUCAAGGACUCGCGGCUCGAACUACUCGAAGCUAGCAAGUCUGAGCUGGCCGGCUUUUACGACCCCUGCGUGGGCGAAGAGAAGCACCUCACCGUGCGGUAUAUGUUCCACAACAACUUGCACCUUUGCACCGUUAGCGACAAACAGGCGCUCGUAUUGCCAAGUCAUUCGUUUCGAAUAAAAAAUAGAUCCUGAUUACAUCGGCGCGCCCACAACAGCUACCGCAAGCUGUCCACGGCGCAACAGAGCUCUGCGUGUUUGAAUCCACGCAAUGCCUCUGAAUAAAUCAAUUAAAAUAAUACCCAAGCUACGGUAAAAUUUGCGAAAAAUGACGCUAAAAAACAAUCGGUCAAUAGUAAAGCGUUUUUCGUCUACGUCAUUUCGAUUGGCUAGAAUUCCGCGAAUGUAGCGGACGCUCUUACUACUGGGGCCGAUGUCGUGACGGAUUUAAAAUAAGUCAAUUGAGUGUAUUAAAAUUAAAAAUGUAUCACGUAUAUUUUGUAAAUUAUUCCAUUAUAAGAAUUAAGAUGGUUCGGGAAUUAUGAACAUACAGGGAAAUAGUAUGUUGGUUUCAAUUGCUGGCCCAAAUAAAAUAACCUUCACUUCCUGUAUGUAAUUUUGACACGAAAUAAAGUUAUUAUUUACUGUUUUUUUGAUUUUAUAUUGAGACGAUAAAUUAUAUGUUGUUUGCGAAUACUUCAGACUUGUCCCUGUAUUUAUUUUUCCUUUGUAUUCUACUUUUCUUUUUAAUAUUUAUUUUGUUAUUCUGAUAUAUUAUCUACACUUUGAUGUGUUUAAAGAGUCAGGAAAAUCGCAAUUCUCUAAAUUAUUAUAAUUUUAUUAACUUCGUAAAAAAUAUUUUGUUUAUAUUAUUUAUAUUUGACUGUCUCUCUGUUUAUCAUGAGAACAUAAUAAGUCACAGUUAAAUUAGGCACAUUCGAAGCAAAUAUUCUCUUCCAUCAGGCGGGGCGGAUUUGAUACGUAAAAUGCGAUAAAAACAAUAGCCAGUGUCACGAAUGUAAGUGAUUUAAUUAAUUAAUUCAGUGCAUUUCAGAUACUGAUUCUUACCAUUUAUAUUUGUAAGUAACAAUUAAUCGUUAUCCACAAACUUUCUGAGCAGCGAGUUUGUUUAGCAAAUCAACACAAUCUAAUAACCAUAACAACUGUGAUGCGAUGCAGACGAUAGCUAGAGCGUUCAACCUGUCCUCGUUCAUUUUCCAAAUUUUGCCGCCCCCUAAAUUUUGUCGCCCUAGCACGCCUAAGUACGAAAUCCCUGUCUUUCAUAAAAUACCCGAGCGACAAAUGAAUCCCCUGAGAAGUAGUAGUAGUAGUUCUUUAGCUUCUGAGUAUAUUUUUAUAAACGAACUCUUGCCAAUUAUCAUUAUUAUGUAAUUAAAUCCAUCACGUUAUCGGUUCUCAGAUAGAAAGGCGUAAACAUGACCCACUCUAACACCAAAGGGCAAUAGUAAUUAUGUCGGUAUAACAUUAUGUUUCGAAGAGUCCAGAGAUUUAUUCUAGAAUUCGCUUUAUCCAGACAUUCCAUUGGGACUAAUUACAGAAUAGAAUGGAUGUCGUGAAAUUGAAAAGUAAGCUAAUUUUUGUAUUUUUAAAUCAACAUCUUUUUGUACUUGCGUAAAAAAAUACUUAUGUGAAAUUUUCGUAAAUGGUUAUCGACAAAAUAUUUUCAUGGUAUAAUAACAAUUCUUCUGAUAUAAUUGUGAAUUGAUUUAAAGCAUAUAAAUAAAUAGUAAUUUAAUACUUUUCAUGCUUGUUUAUGAAAGUGAAUUAAAGAUGUAUAGAAUUAUUAGUUCGUGCUAUAAAGAUAUAAAUAUAAUAGUAUAUAUAUUAAAUUAUUUGUUUAUGUUUUUAUAGCACUACUCAUACUUAAAUUAGAAUUGAAGUAUUUAAAUUUUCGUUUAUUUAUUUUAGCUUUU